Molecule: messenger RNA, 546 nt
Organism: Didymodactylos carnosus
Lineage: Eukaryota; Metazoa; Rotifera; Eurotatoria; Philodinida; Philodinidae
Source: the annotation of a GenBank genome assembly
AUGGUGUUAUGUAUAAUAGGCUAUUUUUUCGUUGGUGUUAUUCUACUGAAUACUGCUGAUGCAAAAUCCGUCAUUGUUCGCACAGUUUCGGAUUGUAUGUUGGAUGAAAAUGGGAUUAUUCAUUAUAAAGGCAAUCAUUCCUAUACAAAAUUCAAUAGGGUCUGUUUACAUUGGUCUGAUUUUAUGCGCACACAUGAACACAUCGUAAAUGAUGCUACUUUCAUGUACGAUCGUUCCGUUUCCGAUGCACACAACUUUUGUCGAAAUCCUGAUUUACGUGAUGAUAGUCCAUGGUGUUUUGUUGAACGUAAUCCACCAAGAACUGAACCUUGUUUUGUAUGUAACAGUUUAAAAGAACGUCCAACAGGUGUGUUGCCUGAUUUAGAUCACGGAUCGCCUGGAGGUUUUUUUGAAGGUUUUCGAUAUAAUAUGGAACGUUUACGUCAAAAAUUUGUAGAUUUUAUGAAAAAAAUGGGAGAAAAGAUGGAACGAAUCACUGCAAGGAUUCUCGAACGUUUCGGAUUUAAUGUACGAAAUGUUGAAUAA